Messenger RNA from Ctenocephalides felis (cat flea), 1533 nucleotides. RefSeq names its product mitogen-activated protein kinase kinase kinase 7-like. Gene Ontology annotation, biological process: protein phosphorylation; JNK cascade; positive regulation of canonical NF-kappaB signal transduction. The record is from RefSeq and is a predicted model, not a curated record. Bases 123 to 1430 code for a protein of 435 amino acids. Lineage: Eukaryota; Metazoa; Arthropoda; Insecta; Siphonaptera; Pulicidae. Gene Ontology annotation, molecular function: ATP binding; MAP kinase kinase kinase activity; magnesium ion binding. The transcript has 9 exons.
GGUGCAAGUGAUUUAUGUAUAAGUGUAGAAAUUUGAUUUGUUAAUAAAUGUUCAUUACAAAUUGUUUGGCAGUUAGUUUAAAGUAAUUGAAAUUAGUUUUUACGUAAUAUGAGAUCGAGCAAAUGGCUACACAAGCACAUGAGGCUAAUAGCCCACAUCAAAAUUUUGUAGAAGAAAUAAAUUACAAUGAGAUUGAAAGACUGAAGAUUGUAGGCAAAGGAUCCUUUGGUGUUGUUUGGAAAGCAAAAUGGAAAGGAAUAUAUGUAGCUGUCAAGGAUAUAGAAUCAGAAGCAGAAAGGAAAGCCUUUUCUGUUGAGGUAAGGCAAUUGUCCAGAGUUUCACAUCCAAAUAUUGUUAGAUUAUACGGGGCAUGUUCACACGGACCUGCAGUAUGUCUUGUAAUGGAAUAUGCUGAAGGUGGUUCUUUAUACAAUGUAUUACAUUGCAACCCUAAACCCAAAUACUCUGCGGCUCAUGCUAUGAGCUGGGCAUUACAAUGCGCUAAGGGUGUUGCAUAUUUACAUGCAAUGCAGCCAAAACCUUUAAUACAUAGAGAUUUAAAACCUCCAAAUUUAUUAUUAAUUUCUGGAGGUAAAAAAUUAAAAAUAUGUGAUUUUGGUACAGCAGCUGAUAAGUCUACUUACAUGACAAACAAUAAAGGCAGUGCUGCUUGGAUGGCCCCUGAGGUUUUUGAAGGAUCUUCAUAUACAGAAAAAUGUGAUGUUUUUAGCUGGGGUAUAAUUCUUUGGGAAGUAAUAUCUCGAAGAAAACCAUUUGACAAAAUUGGUGGUAAUGCAUUCAGUAUAAUGUGGGCUGUACAUAAAGGUCAGAGACCGCCUUUGAUAGAAAAUUGUCCUGCACCUAUAACAACAUUGAUGUGUGAAUGCUGGCACCAGCAGCCAUUACAACGACCAUCUAUGGCCGAUGUGGUUGAUAGGAUGACAAAAUUAUCAGAAUUUUUUCCUGGUGCAGAUAAAGACCUUGAAUAUGAUUCUGAUGAUUGUUCUACUGAUGCUUAUGAACCAGAUUUUUCAAGCAGUUAUGAAGAUCAAACGCAGGAAUUAGAAACAAAUCAUAACAGUUCAAUGUACAGUACAAUCAAUAGUAAUAUUAAAAACAAUGAUAGUGACAUGAGUGAAUCUAAUCCAAAUCAGUCAUUUUGGGAACGUAACAAUGUAAAUGACAAUGAAAGAAAUAUAUGGGGCCAUAGUGUUCAUUUUGUAAAAGGAGACAAUAGUGAGCAUAGUGCUUCUAGAUCGGCAAAUGGGGUAAUAAAUCAAUUGGAAUAUUCUCAAAUGGAGCCACUACAAUUAGAUAUUGAUCCGAACACCUGGAAUUUAGAUACUGAAAUUGAAAAUAUGGAAUUAAGAAAAAUGGCUGGUUUUGAUAAAUAUAUGUCCAUUGUAAUCAGGUGUUUCAUGGAAUUUUGAUUAAUUCUUUAUUUAGUUUAUUUCUGUUUACUUUUGGACAAAAUUACACUACAUACUUAUACAAUGAAUUUUACUAGCAAUUUCACUAGCAUUAUGGGGCGAG